This is a messenger RNA of Propithecus coquereli (Coquerel's sifaka), 1132 nucleotides long. RefSeq names its product olfactory receptor 2AT4-like. NCBI's taxonomy places the organism in Eukaryota, Metazoa, Chordata, Mammalia, Primates, Indriidae. The transcript has a single exon. Gene Ontology annotation, molecular function: G protein-coupled receptor activity; olfactory receptor activity. Bases 1 to 966 code for a protein of 321 amino acids. Gene Ontology annotation, cellular component: membrane. Gene Ontology annotation, biological process: G protein-coupled receptor signaling pathway. The record is from RefSeq and is a predicted model, not a curated record.
AUGGGAACCACAGGUUGUAAUGGAUCAGUGGACUCCUCCACCAUCUUCUACCUCAUGGGCAUCCCCUCUCUGCCCAAAUCCCUUUUCCUUCCUAUCUUCUUUGUCUUUCUCCUCCUCUAUCUGCUCAUCCUGGUGGGUAAUGCCCUGAUCCUGGUGGCUGUGGUGGCAGAGCCCAGCCUCCACAAGCCCAUGUACUUCUUCCUGAUAAACCUCUCCACCUUGGACAUCCUUUUCACCACAACUACUGUCCCCAAGAUGCUGUCCCUAUUCCUGCUGGAAGACCGCUUCAUCAGCUUCCCUGCCUGCUUCCUACAGAUGUACCUGUUCCACAGCUUCUCCUGUUCUGAAGCCUUCAUCCUGGUGGUCAUGGCCUACGAUCGCUAUGUGGCUAUCUGCCGCCCACUGCACUACCCUGUACUCAUGACCCCACAGACCAAUGCUAUGCUGGCGGCCAGUGCCUGGCUCACCGCCCUCCUCCUGCCCAUCCCAGCAGUAGUACAGACCUCCCACAUGGCAUUUGGUCUUGUGGCCCAGGUCUACCACUGCUUCUGUGACCACUUGGCUGUGGUCCAGGCUUCCUGCUCUGAUACCAGCCCCCAGACCUUCAUGGGCUUCUGCAUCGCCAUGGUGGUGUCUUUCCUCCCCCUUCUCCUGGUGCUCCUCUCCUAUGCCCACAUCCUGGCCUCGGUGCUUCACAUCAGCUCUCAAGAAGGACGGUCCAAAGCCUUCUCCACCUGUAGCUCCCACCUCCUGGUGGUGGGCACCUAUUACUCAUCCAUUGCCAUUGCCUAUGUGGCCUACAGGGCUGACCUGCCCCUCGACUUCCACAUCAUGGGUAAUGUGGUAUAUGCCAUUCUCACACCUGUUCUCAACCCUCUUAUCUACACGCUGAGGAACAAGGAUGUCAAAGCAGCCAUCACCAAGAUGACAUGCUCCCAGGAACCAAAGAAUGCUGGGAAACCCUGAUUCAAAGGGGUAACUUGAUCUUCUCUCAGAAACAUCAACAUGGAAAUGUGGGAAAUUCAGGCAGCCAGGUAGUUAGAACAAUAGUUCUCAAAAUAUAGUCUUAGAUAUUCCUCCACUGUAAUCAAAUAAUGAUAUCUUUUCUUAAUUCAUAGACGAAUUGAAUAGG